Messenger RNA from Aureobasidium namibiae CBS 147.97, 723 nucleotides. Its product is annotated as HAD-like protein. The transcript has 3 exons. Gene Ontology annotation, molecular function: beta-phosphoglucomutase activity; sugar-phosphatase activity. The coding region runs from base 1 to 723 and encodes 240 amino acids. NCBI's taxonomy places the organism in Eukaryota, Fungi, Ascomycota, Dothideomycetes, Dothideales, Saccotheciaceae. The record is from RefSeq and is a predicted model, not a curated record.
AUGCCUCACCUUGAUGAAUACAACUUCUCCGCGCCUGCUGAGGUGCACUCGUUCUCAGCAUUGCUCUUCGAUAUGGAUGGGACGAUCAUCGACAGCACCAAUGCAAUCGUCAAACACUGGCAUCAAAUCGGCAAGGAAAUCGGCGUGGAUCCUGAAGUCAUCCUUGCCACCUCUCACGGAAGACGCUCAAUUGACGUGCUGGAGAUCUUGGAGCCUAAACUCGCCAACUGGGAGUACGUCUGCGCGGCAGAAGGCGCCAUCCCCAAGAAAUGGGGCCACGACGCCGUCGAAAUCCCAGGCAGCCGAUCCAUCCUCGAAUCCCUUGAGCAGGUCUCUGCACCCUGGGCAAUCGUGACUUCGGGCACUGAGCCUUUGGUCACGGGUUGGCUAGAGGUAAUGGGUCUAGCUACACCCAAGCACUUGGUCAGCGCCGAGCAAGUCGCAAAGGGCAAGCCGGACCCCGCGUGCUACAAGCUGGGCACGCAGCGCUUGAAUGUUCACGGCGAUGAUGUCCUGGUGCUCGAGGACGCUCCCGCGGGUGUGCGUGCCGGUAUAGCGGCGGGUUACAAGGUCGUCGCGUUGGCAACCACGCAUACAGUGCAACAACUGCAGGAGGCAGGCGCGACUUGGAUCGUGCGUGACAUGCGCAGCGUGACGAUGAAGAAGUUUGACAAGGCAACUGGCAAGGUCGAGAUUACCAUCAAGGAUGCGUUGGUGCAGUAG